This is a messenger RNA of Sitodiplosis mosellana (orange wheat blossom midge), 2322 nucleotides long. RefSeq names its product translation initiation factor IF-2, mitochondrial (gene mIF2). The record is from RefSeq and is a predicted model, not a curated record. The coding region runs from base 29 to 2224 and encodes 731 amino acids. Gene Ontology annotation, molecular function: translation initiation factor activity; GTP binding; GTPase activity. The transcript has 8 exons. Lineage: Eukaryota; Metazoa; Arthropoda; Insecta; Diptera; Cecidomyiidae. Gene Ontology annotation, biological process: translational initiation.
UUUAUUUUUCACAUAUUGACACUUGCCAAUGACAUUCUUAAUCAUAUGUAUUGGAGUUUCGUUUGAAACAGAAAAAAUGUCAUCAUUCGCGAAUAUACGGUACACUUUCAGACGAAUGGCAAUAGUAUUCAGUACAUCACUAAAUUUAAGCCACAACCAAUGGAUUCUAAACAAUCGAAUAGUGGGCUCAAUGCCAAUUUCAAUAGCCGAUCGAUCCAUUUCCUCAACGCCGACGAUGCAGAAGAAAAAAACUACAAAUCCAGAGGAAGAAGUUCUACAACACAAAACCAAUCAACGGUCAACAAAUAAGAAAACAUUCUUUGAAAAGAAAAUAAAACAAAAGGCCACGGUGUGGGGAGUUAUCGAUGUCUAUCGAUUUAUUACAGUUGAAACUUUAGCUGCGUCAAUGAAUAAAUCCAUCGAUGAAAUACAAGAAGUGUUGUUAUAUUUUCCGGAUAUCAAAGAUAUAACACCAAUGGCCCAAAUAGAGAGUUUGCACACACUCAAGGAAAUCGCCGGCAAAUGUGGAUACAAAAUUCGCAUCGUUGCAGCGCCUACUAGUGAAGAAAAACAAGAAGUUGAUCGAGAUGUGCAUCCAAGACCACCUGCUCCGCCGGAAAAUUUAAAGCCGCGUCCACCUGUAGUUACUGUUAUGGGCCAUGUUGAUCAUGGUAAAACAACGCUAUUGGAUACGCUCCGGGGAGCGUCGGUUGCCGAAAAUGAAGCUGGUGGCAUAACACAGCACAUUGGUGCCUUCACAGUUGACUUAGAAAAUGGCGAAAAAGUCACAUUUUUAGAUACACCUGGUCAUGCCGCAUUCAGUUCGAUGCGAGCACGUGGCGCCCAUUGCACAGAUAUUAUCGUACUAGUUGUUGCGGCCGAAGAUGGUGUCAUGCCACAGACAAAAGAAGUUUUGAACUUGGCUAGAGAAGGAAAUGUUCCUUUGGUUGUUGCCAUUAAUAAGAUUGAUGCACCUGGUGCUAAUAUCGAAGGGGCAAAGAAUGGCUUAUUAAAAUCCGGAGUUAAUCUUGAGGGUCAUGGUGGUGAUGUUCAAUGCAUUUGCAUAUCAGCUCUACACGGAACAAAUUUGGAUCAAUUAGCCGAUGCGAUAACAACUCAAGCCACAUUAAUGGAUUUAAAGAGCGAAUACAGUGGGCUCGUUGAAGGUGUUGUCAUCGAAUCGAAAACUGAUCCACACAGAGGGAAACUGUCUACAAUGAUUGUAACGAGAGGAACAUUGCGUAAAGGAUGUAUAUUAGUUGCUGGUUUGGCGCAUGCAAAAGUGCGUGGAUUAUUCGAUCAUAACAAUCAACCAAUUGAAUCGGUUACACCGGGUGUACCGACCGAAAUUUUGGGAUGGCGAGAAUUACCCGAUGCUGGCGAUAUCAUUUUAGAAGUUGAAAAUGAAAAGAAGGCCAAUUCAAUUUUGCGAUACCGUGAACGCAUGGAACAAGCGAAAAAAGCCGAACAAGACUUGGAUGCAAUCAAUGCAAAGCGUGAACAGCAUAAUAUGGUGUAUCAAGAGCGACGAAAAUUGACAAAGCGAGAAAAACGUUCAAUCAAAGAGAAAACAUAUGCACCAGACGAUCCUACGCCAAAACUAAAUGUAAUUCUUAAGGCCGAUGUGCACGGCUCUCUGGAAGCCAUCCUUGACGUUUUCGAUACAUACGAUAACACGGAAAAAUGUCGAUUUAGCGUUGUGCAUUAUGGUGUCGGUCCAAUAACGGACGGGGAUACUGAGUUAGCUAAAACUUUUAAUGCAGUUAUUUAUGGAUUCUCCGUAAAAUUACCAUCGACAAGACCAAGUGGAAUUAUUAUGAAAGAAUUCAAUAUUAUCUAUCGAUUAAUUGAGGAUGUUAUCGACGAAAUCAAUAAUCGAUUGCCUGAAAUUGAUGUCGACGAUGUGAUUGGUGAAGCAGAAGUUCAACAAAUAUUUUUAAUUAACGAUCGAAAUAGAAAAAUCCCAGUGUUGGGAUGUCGCUGUAUUAAAGGCACGUUAAAGAAGAAGCUUCGCUACAAAGUUGUGCGGGACGAUGAAGUAAUCUAUGAUGGACAAAUUUCAUCAAUGCGACAUUUGAAAACUGAAGUCGAUUCAAUUAAGAAAGACGUUGAGUGUGGUCUACAAUUAGCAGACAAAUCGAUUGAAGCUGAGCCCGGUGACAGAAUUAUUUGUUAUACCCAAAAAAAACAAAAAGAAACAAUCGACUGGAAUCCUGGCUUUUAAUAAAAAUUUGGUAAAUGUUAUUCGUUGUAAAUUGUGUUUCAAAUUACUGUAUUUAUCGAAUAAAGAGAUGUUCCAUUGCAUAAUGACUUAAGAGAAAA